GUACUAUGGGUGUGGUAUAGUCAUUCCUCCAUGCCUGCACGGUGCCCAUGUCCUUGAUCUUGGAAGUGGCAGUGGAAGAGACUGCUAUGCUCUGUCCAAGCUUGUUGGAGAGACAGGACAGGUAACAGGUCUGGAUAUGACGGAAGAACAGGUCGCGGUUGCUCGCAAACAUAUUGACUACCAUGCAAAGGUCUUUGGCUAUGCAGAACCCAACACAGAUUUCGUACUUGGCUACAUUGAAAGGCCAAUUGAAGCCGGCAUAAAGGAGAACAACUAUGACCUUGUCAUAUCAAACUGUGUGGUUAACCUUGUCCCAGAUAAACGUGCUGCUCUUGGGGAGAUCUACAAAGUCCUCAAGGACGGAGGAGAAUUUUAUUUCAGCGACUUGUAUGCAAACUGUGAUCUGCCUGACAAUAUCCGCAAGCACGAAGUACUGUGGGGUGAGUGCAUCUCUGGCGCUCUCUAUUGGAAGGAUCUUGGGAAGAUUGCAGAGGAAGUUGGCUUUAGCACACCGAUGCUGAUUUCCUCUCGGGAGAUCAGCAUCAAUAGCAAAAGCUCUAAACUGCGUGAACUUGUCGGAGAUUACAAGUUUGUCUCCGCUGAGUAUCGCCUUUUCAAGUGCUCGACACAAGGAGAUGGAAAGCCUGUCAACGUGGUGUACAAGGGAGAAUUGGAGGGAUUGCCAGAUGAGUUCAUACUGGACAAGAAUAUCUCCUUUAAGAAGGACGAGCCCUUGUGUGUGAGCGGAAAUCUUGCUGUUAUCCUAAAGUGCAGCCGCUAUCGGGAUGAAUUUAAGUAUGAGCCGGCGCCAUGCUGUGCUACCGAGUCCCAGGUCGCGGCAGUGAACCCAUUUGAUGUUGCAGUCAGUGAAGAUGCCAAGGUAUGCGGUGAAGGUGGACCAAGUUGCUGCGCCUAAGGCAUAGUUAUUGUACACUCAUGCUUAUUGUUUUGCUGAAACAUAUUCCACUGUCAUACUAUCAUUUCUUCAGUGACUUAUGUUUGUGUAACAGAUAUGGUAGUAGAAACUGAAUUGUCAAUUGGUUUUCAAUAGUGUCAUCAAAGAAAUCAAUGUACUUGACAUGUAAAUGGAUAUAUCGGAAUAAUUUGAUUUUAACAAAUAUGCAUUUAGUUAUGUAAUCUAACAGCUGAAAUUUAUUCUGUUUGCUAUUCAUUAAAUGAUAUUUUAUUAUAAUGAUUAUAGGCAAAAUGCCAAGUAUGGGGGCAAGUAAACAGCAUAGAGUGGUAUUAUUUGUCAUUCUCAUGGACUUGUCAUUCAUUUGCAGCAUAAUUCUAUACAUUAUGUGCUUCAAUUGACGUAGUAGUUUGAUCAUCAACUUGAUCAAUCGUUAGAUUGAAGAAUUCCUAAGGGUAGUUGUGAUUGUGUAAUUGAGCGUGUGUGCAUGCAUGAGCCCAUUCUUGUGCUUACUAAAUGUAUGCAUACGUGCACAUUAGCAUUUUCUGUUUUUUCUGUGUCGGAUGGAAUUUUGCAUCAGAUGUGUUACACUAUACAAUCAAGGCCGUACGCAAGAAAUUUUCUGUAGGUGGGCAAAUACGCAGGAAAUUUUCUGUAGGGGGGGCAAAGGUACUCUCCACGCCCUCUAUUGCCCUAUUUGUCCCA
Messenger RNA from Priapulus caudatus, 1618 nucleotides. Its product is annotated as arsenite methyltransferase-like. Gene Ontology annotation, cellular component: cytosol. Gene Ontology annotation, molecular function: arsenite methyltransferase activity. Lineage: Eukaryota; Metazoa; Priapulida; Priapulimorpha; Priapulimorphida; Priapulidae. The record is from RefSeq and is a predicted model, not a curated record. Gene Ontology annotation, biological process: toxin metabolic process; arsonoacetate metabolic process.